UGUAUGCGCCAGCGCCAGUCCCAUGCAUUAUUGGCUGUGCGAGUGAGAGAAGUCCUCUGUUGUCAUUACUAAUGGUUAUCAAUAAUAGGAUGGAGAAGUGGUCGGUGCGCGAGUGGUACUCGGGGCGGGGCGUGCUGGUGACGGGCGGCGCGGGCUUCAUGGGCAAGGUGCUGGUGGAGAAGCUGCUGCGCGCCGCGCCCGACGUGGGUCGCGUCUUCCUGCUGCUGCGCCCCAACAAGGGCAAGACGGUGCAGCAGCGGUUGGACGAUAUGCUGCGCUCACCGAUGUUCAACAGAAUUAGAAACGAACGAAAAGAAGUGCUCGAAAAACUGGUUCCAAUCCAGGGAGACAUAACUUUCGAGGACUUGGGAAUGUCUAGCGAGGACAUGGAGGAGGUGGUCUCGGAGGUGUCGGUGGUGUUCCACCUGGCCGCGAGCUUGCGGCUGGAGGCGCCGCUGGCGGACAACGCGGCGCUCAACCUGGCGGGCACGCGGCACGCGCUGGCGGCGGCGCGCCGGCUGCCGCACCUCGCCGUCUUCGUGCACGUCUCGACCGCCUUCUGCUACCCGGAGUAUAAAGUGUUGGACGAAAAGAUUCAUAGUCCCCCAGCGGAGCCGGACGACGUGCUGCGGCUGUGCGAGUGGCUGGACGCGCGGCAGCUGGCGCUGCUGGAGCCGACGCUGCUCGGCGCGCACCCCAACACCUACACCUACACCAAGCGGCUCGCCGAGAGCCUGGUGCACGCCGCCUACCCGGAGCUGUCCUGCGUCAUCGCCAGACCCUCCAUCGUGUGCCCCGCGGUGUCGGAGCCGCUGCCGGGCUGGGUGGACAGCCUGAACGGGCCGGUGGGCAUCCUGCUGGGCGCGUGCAAGGGCGUGAUCCGCUCCAUGCUGUGCGACGCGCGCGCCGUCAUUCCCAUCAUCCCCGUGGACUACGUCAUCAACGGCCUGCUCGCGCUCGCCGCCAUCGAGGGAAACAAACAAACGAGGUCAAAAGAUAUACCUAUCUACAAUUUGAAUUCGGGAGACAAAAAGUCAACAACUUGGGGUGAAGUGCUACUUAUGGGGAGAAAGUACCACCUGAAGCACCCCCUAGCGUGGCCUUUAUGGUACCCCCACCUGAAGCUCACCACCAAUCGCUUCGUGCACGAAACUAGGCGAUUUCUCUUCCAUCUAGCGCCGGCAUAUUUGAUCGAUUUUCUGCGUUUACUCGCAUGCCAGAAACGAGUCAUGGUAAAGAUACAGGAGAAGGUCACAAUUGGACUGAACGGGUUGCAAUUCUUCACCAUGCGGGAGUGGCACUUCCCUUGCACCAACUUCGACUCCAUCCCCGCCAUACUGUCGGAGGAGGACAACAAGCUGCUCCCCACGCACGAGGACUUCGACGGGCAGCAGUACAUGAACAACACCAUCGAGGCCGGCCGCGUCUACUGCUUCAAGGAGGACCCCGCGAAGGUGCCGUUCAACAGAAUGUACAUCAACUUUUUACUGGUGCUGGAUACGCUAGCGAAGGUGGCGCUGGGCGGCGCGGCGGCGUGGGCGCUGGCGGCGUGGGGCCCGGCGCCGGCGCCGCUCUUCAACCACGUCCCGCUCCUCGGCAGGGCAUUUCAACCAUCCAACUGACACCAGACGACUCUGACGACUUGGAAAUAUAACCACAAGUCACUACUAGUGUAGUUCCCUCGGGUAGCCACAUGUCGAUAUUAUAUUAGCACGAUUAAACAUCAUCAAACUUUAGGUAAAAUGAAUAUAUAUGUCGGAGAAUGACCAAAAUGUGGUUUAAGAUACGUUUUAUGACGCUAUAUUUGACAAAUAAAGCGUCAUAAAACGUAUCUUAAACCACAUUUUGGUCAUUCUCCGACAUAUAUAUAAAUUUAAAAUGUCUGCUUUGGGUGAGACUCGUACUCACGGCCUCUCGAGAGUAUAUUAUUCUAAGCACAGUAGCAUCGUUUGACGUUUCUGCUAAUCAGAUGUUAAUUUUUUGUGAAAUUAAUAUCUUUAAAAGGUAAUUAAACUUAGUUUUUAGUAAUGAAGUGGUAAUGAACAUCAGCAUAAUUUAUGAAUAGCAAUGUCUUGCCUUCAUAAUUACGAGUAACAUGUCUUAAAUAUUUGUCCAAUUUUUGGUACUUUAAAUUUAGAAUUAAAGUCGAUCCGAAAAUGUUUAGCUGAA
Messenger RNA from Leguminivora glycinivorella, 2169 nucleotides. Its product is annotated as putative fatty acyl-CoA reductase CG5065. The transcript is spliced from 8 exons. Gene Ontology annotation, biological process: long-chain fatty-acyl-CoA metabolic process. Bases 72 to 1622 code for a protein of 516 amino acids. The record is from RefSeq and is a predicted model, not a curated record. NCBI's taxonomy places the organism in Eukaryota, Metazoa, Arthropoda, Insecta, Lepidoptera, Tortricidae. Gene Ontology annotation, cellular component: peroxisome. Gene Ontology annotation, molecular function: alcohol-forming very long-chain fatty acyl-CoA reductase (NADP+) activity.